This is a messenger RNA of Suhomyces tanzawaensis NRRL Y-17324, 3364 nucleotides long. It is a transcript of the gene RAD9, whose product is annotated as chromatin-binding protein. Gene Ontology annotation, biological process: positive regulation of transcription by RNA polymerase II; DNA damage checkpoint signaling. Gene Ontology annotation, cellular component: nucleus. The transcript has a single exon. Lineage: Eukaryota; Fungi; Ascomycota; Pichiomycetes; Serinales; Debaryomycetaceae. Gene Ontology annotation, molecular function: histone binding. The coding region runs from base 261 to 3326 and encodes 1021 amino acids. The record is from RefSeq and is a predicted model, not a curated record.
AGAAUUUGCAGAUAAUAACUGCCACCAAUCGAUUCUAGUCAUGAAAUAAUUACUUCCUCCAACCUACUCCACGGCAAUUAUUAAGCCAUUUCGCCUAUAGCAUCCUUACUACCAUACCCCUACACGCCUCACUAACCCGACCGUCCAUACGUUCUCCCAGUCAUUACGUACUCUCAAUCCAUCCAGACAUUUUGCACCUCCACACUUCUAGCGCGGAACCAUACCUGAAAUAUAUACCCACCUACUUAAAUCCAUGCCCUAUGGUCUCAAGCAACCUACUAGACCCGCCUAGUCUAGACCCGGCGUCGAACCACUACGACACUAGCAGGCUCCAGGAUGACUACAACAACAGCCUUGUUUUUGCCAGUGACGACCAUGACAGCCAACCUCCAUCAAAGAAUACAGAAACCCAGCCAGACUGCAGUUUUGCAAUGCAGUCUCCCAACCGUUCGAUUGGCGAUGGUGGUCCCUUCAACGAAACCACAAUCCUUGAAACUGCUGGCGUUUUAGGACAAGAAACCCAGAGAAUACGACCGGGGCCCAAUCAAGACUCCCAGAGCACCCAGGCGCUGUUAUUUGCACCAGAAUACAACGAUCCCCCAUUGGCAGCGGACACCCAGCCAAUCAGCCACCAAAUCUCCCAGCGUCACGGUCCUGGCGCUAACCGCCUGUUCAUACCACAAGAUAUUGAGGACACCCAAAAGAUCAAUACCCAAACAGCACCAGAACAAGAGGAGGCUCGGGGUAUAACUGAAACGAAGUUACAGCAUCCACAAACAGCCGCGGAGCUCCAAGAGACCCAAAAGAUUGCAUCCCCAAAGCCCUCAGCGACACAGCAGACCCAAAAGUUGGACUCCCUACAAGCAUUUCCUGGCCCUGGGAAUCUUGAAGAUACCCAGAAGAUUCACGACACACAAAAGAUUCAAGCUGCCGUUACAGAUGAUGAACAUACUCAGAAGAUCCCAAGCCAGAUUGCAGUGGCAUCUCCGAUUUCUGAGUCACAAUCCCAACCACAACCACAUGAAAAUACAGGCUUCUCCAAUUUUUCUGAAGCAAUAGAAGACAUUUACCGAGGAAUCUUAGAUGAUACCCAAAAAAUAAUACCCUCUUACGACUCGGAGUCCCAUGAACGUGUUUCCCAUGUAACCACUUCCAAUGGCAGAAGCACAGGUACAAAUCCAACACAAGUCAUUACCCCAGGCUCUUCACAACAAAUUGAUCGAGACCAACAUGAACUGCAGAAUGAAGUCAUCCCAUUCUCAAAGCCAAGCAGUAUAGAGUCUCAAGGCGCUGGCUAUGAUGAACCAAAAGUGGCACAUAGACAAGUUCUCAACACCCAGGAGCAGUCUGAUUUGGGACUAUCGCCAAAAGAAUCUCCAGAGGACGAAUUCUCGACUGGUCUGAGAAGCUUCAGAGAAGGUGAGGAGGUGAGGACGGACGAUGAGAGAAUGAAUGAUGACGAAGAUAUGACUGUUUUGGAGCAUCAAUACGACGACAGCGUCUUCACCCAUAAGAGAAGAAAGCUCCGAGCCAACUCGCCAUUGGUUUCUAGUCCUACCAAACCCACAUUGCACCAAUUCAAGUCUUUUAACAUUUCAAGCAAUACUUCCAAAUUAUCGAGUAUGGUCAUACAUCCUAAAAGUGAUCCAGUGGUGCUUGAAUCGGCAAGCGAAAUUGUUGAGUCCUCGCCAGUGGUUAAAGUGACCGACUUUCUACAAUUACCCCCAAGGUCUUCACCUACAAAGGAGAACAACGUCUUUGAAGAAGAAAGCGAUGGAUCGGAUAUGUCUGACAUUAAUGAAACAGGAAUUGAAUUGCCCAAAAUCACCAGAAGAAAAAGGAAACUAAUCAUAGAAUCACAGUCACAAAUUAAUUCUCUUGAAAAGCCCAUCUCUAAUCCUAUUUUACGUAAGGAGCUACUGUCUACGUUACGUGAGAGUAGUAUCAAAAAUCCUGAUAGUAUCUGGGGAACAUACAACUUAAAAGUUUACACAGGUAAAAUUGUUCAGAGAGGAAUAGACCAACUGGUGGUUGAAUUCUCUGAGGGUUUGUAUAAUAUCAACAAUUCAGACUUGUAUCUCCUUGAUAUCAGAAUUGGUGAUACCAUCAGGAUAAGAACAUCCACUUCCAAGUUUAGAGUCACUGGAUUGUCUAGGACCGACGGAGAUCUGAUUCAGUGUAUUCGAGGCUAUAAUUAUGUUUACAUUGAUAAACAAAGUACCAAAUCAAGUGCUGAAAUUGGAGUUCCUUUGAGUGAUUGCUAUAUGGAAUUUUCUGAUUGGAUAUUACAUCAGGAGAGAUAUGGCUUGGUAUUGAAUAUUUCGGGAAAUUCAGGAGAUGAGCAUCUUCCUAGCCGUCGUGCUCAAAGAGCACAAACUAGAACUCAAAGGCAGAGAACCCAGCCUGCUAGAGCCGUAUCCAAUCCAUCGCGCAGUCAUAUUGAGAAAGAGAGCCUAGUUUCAACUGCUGGACCGGUUGUACUGGUUGUCAAGAAAUCUUUAUUCAUCAACCAAUUAUUUUGCAUAACCUCGAUUGAUGGAGAAAGGAAGGACCAAAUACAGGCAUUGAUCGAAGAGAAUGGAGGAACCCUAAUUGACGAAGGACUUAAUGAACUCUUCGAUUACACCAGUGAUUCAAAUGGGCAAUUGACCCUCACUUCUGAUAAAUUGGACCAAUUCACCUUUGGAUGUAUGAUAUCCAAUAAUUACUGUCGCAGUGCCAAAUAUUUGCAGGCGUUGGCAUUGGGAUGGCCUAUCCUUUCUGAUUCAUUUAUCGUGGAUUGCGUCGAAGGCAAGACCUCGUUGAAUGAGUGGCCGGUUUACCUUCUACCAGCAGGGCAAUCUAAAGCAUUGAGUUCGGUGAAGAGCUUAGAUGUGUUUAGCUUCAGAAGAAACUACGAGAAUGAAGAAAAAUUGGUUGACCAACUUCACAACAACGGCCACUUGUUACGCAGAUUCAACAUCGUUGUGCUCAAUAACAGGGCCAAUGGAAAUACCUUGGAGACCUGCAAGUUUAUAUUCUACACACUCGGAUCAAAAUCGUUGAAGUACUGUGCAAAGCAUGAAGAUGUUUUUGAUUAUUUAAAGGAAUUGAAUGAUGCUGGAGAGCGUGAUAUUUUGAUAUAUGAUGAUGGUGGAACGGUAAGUGAAAAGUUACAGGGUAUGCAAAAGCCAAAGAAAGAACGAAAGAAAGGAAGAACCAGGAGAAAUGGUGACGUGGCGACUCAAUCUGACCUGAUCAACUUUGGAGUAAUUGACUGGGAGUGGGUGGUGCAAUGUGUGAUAAGUGGCUAUAUUUGGAACAGUCCCAUCUAUACGAUCAGCUAGACUUUCAUAGACAAUAAUAAAACAUGGUGUAAGUGGAU